AUGUUAUGGUGUGAUCCACCUCCAAUGAGUUUUUCAGCUUUUUCCUAUUUCAAUUAUUCGAAAUCUUUUGCUCCUCUUGAAAUUCUGGAUCUCUAUCACAAUCAGCUUGUCCACAUUCCAAAAUCUUUUGGGGAUAUAUGUACAUUACGUGAAUUGUAUUUGUCCUCAAAUAAUCUUAAUGGACAACUCGUUGAGCUUAUGAAUAACUUGUCUGAAUGUGCAAAAAACUCAUUAGAGGUUUUAGAUUUAUCAUUGAAUCAAAUUACAGGAUCAUUUCCUAAUUUUGCAAUAUUCCCAUCAUUGAAAGAUAUAAAUCUUUCACACAACAAAUUAAAUGAUACUGUGCCCAGAAGCAUUGGAAACCUAUAUAAACUAGAGGUUUUGAGUGUUUCUUCAAACUUUUUGCAUGGCGUGAUCUCUGAAUCUCUUUUCUCAAAUCUCUCCAAAUUACAAUCUUUAUUCCUAUUUAAUAAUUCUCUUUCUUUGGAAUUCAGCUUCGAUUGGGUUCCCCCUUUCCAACUGGAUGUAAUGUAUUUGACAUCUUGUAAUUUAGGGCCUAGAUUUCCAAAUUGGAUUCGAACUCAAAGGAAACUUUCCUUCCCUGAUAUCUAUGAUGCUAACAUUUCGGAUACCAUCCUAGAUGAGUGGUUAGAAGAUUUGCCUCCUACGAUAAGAGUUUUAAAUCUUUCUAGCAACCAAAUACAUGGACGGUUACCAAAUGUGUCAGCAAAGAGAUUGAAUGGUCUUGCAAUUGAUUUGAGUGCUAAUCGUAUAGAGGGUCCACUACCACUUUUUCCAACAAAUCUCACAAUCCUGAAACUCUCAAAAAAUCGGUUUUCAGGGUCAAUUUCAUCUCUUUGUAAAAUCAAUGGUCAGUUGUUGACUCUCCUAGACCUAUCCCAUAAUAUAUUAUCUGGACAACUCCCUAAUUGUUUUAUGCAUUGGCAUAAGCUAAUCAUUUUGGAUUUGGCUGGCAACAAUUUCUUUGGGGAAGUUCCAAGUUCUUUGGGUUCGUUGUCUCAACUCCAAACAUUGUGUCUAAAUGAUAAUAAUUUUUCUGGACACUUACCUUCAUCCCUGAGAAAUUGCAAUUCCUUGACAAUUAUGGACCUAGGAAAUAACAGAUUUUCUGGAAAAGUACCAGCAUGGAUUGGGGAAGGCUUGCCAAGGCUGAUUUUUCUAUUACUAGGUUCCAAUAAAUUCUAUGGAAGCAUACCAUUGCAUUUGUGUUGGCUGAAACAUUUACAAAUCUUGGACCUAUGUUUAAAUGACAUAUCUGGAACUAUACUAGAAUGCAUCAAUAAUUUCACUGCCAUGGCUCAAAAAGGGAAAUUUUCCAUUGAUACCAUUGUAACUAUUAUACAUGGUAAUAAUUUGGCCUAUUUGCACAAAUAUGUUUAUAGUGCUAUGUUUGUGUUGAAAAGAAAGGAGUAUGUGUAUAGUAAUAAUCUUGGCCUAUUAAAGAUCAUUAACCUUUCAAGUAACAAAUUGAGUGGGAAACUUCCAAGCGAAAUCUCGGGCCUUUUGGAGUUGGUUGUGCUGAAUGUAUCGAGAAACAACUUAAUUGGAGAGAUUCCUCACAUGAUUGGUCAAUUGAAGCAAUUAGAAUCACUUGAUUUGUCAAGGAACCAGUUUUCAGGUGAAAUCCCAUUUAGCAUGUCAGAUCUAAACUUUUUAAGUGACCUAGACCUAUCUUACAAUAAUUUGUCUGGAAAGAUUCCUUCAAGCACUCAACUCCAAAGCUUGAAUGCAAAUGAUUUUAUUGGAAACACAACACUUUGUGGGCCUCCGCUUAAACAAAAAUGUCCAGGAGAAGAAACAUCAAACCCAAGUAAAACAACUACUAAAGAUAAUGAAGAGAAUGGAAAUGAAUUUCGAAAAUGGUUUUAUUUCGGAAUGGAAUUUGGAUUUCCUUUGGGUUUUUGGAGUGUUAGUUGUUCUUUGCUGUUAAAGCAUUCUUGGAGACAUGCCUAUUUCUUAUUAUUGGACAACACAAAGGAUUGGCUCUAUGUAACAAUGACAGUGAACAUGACAAGAUUGUGGAGGAAGUUUCAGAGGCAUGGAUGA
Quercus robur (English oak) is the source of this 2067-nucleotide messenger RNA. RefSeq names its product receptor-like protein EIX2. NCBI's taxonomy places the organism in Eukaryota, Viridiplantae, Streptophyta, Magnoliopsida, Fagales, Fagaceae. The record is from RefSeq and is a predicted model, not a curated record. The coding region runs from base 1 to 2067 and encodes 688 amino acids. The transcript has a single exon. Gene Ontology annotation, molecular function: protein binding.